CAGUAACUACCGCGCUACUUGUGAGCAGCCUGCGCCACCAUGGCAAUCUCGAGAGACGCGUUUAAAAAAGUCAUGGAAGCCGCAGUUUCGGUUAGAGAACACGUCUAUGACAACUUCUACGCUUCCCAUUGGAGAUGGGAAGACGACAAUACCAACGCCGACCGUGACGCAAGUAGCUUUGCCGAUCUUGCACAUUUACUAGGCUUUUCCGCACCGGAAACCUACUCGAAUUCACUCACACCCGCGUUUGAAGUCCAUGCUCGAAUCAUAGACAUAUUGAAACGUGCAGUCUCAGAUAUCGGAAAGAGUGUCAUCAUGAUCCAUUACGCGGGCCAUGGGGGAUUGAACUAUGUACUCUAA
Molecule: messenger RNA, 360 nt
Organism: Paecilomyces variotii
Lineage: Eukaryota; Fungi; Ascomycota; Eurotiomycetes; Eurotiales; Thermoascaceae
Exons: 1
Coding region: 40-360 (106 amino acids)
Source: RefSeq, a predicted model, not a curated record